This is a messenger RNA of Eleginops maclovinus (Patagonian blennie), 1840 nucleotides long. It is a transcript of the gene mul2, whose product is annotated as mitochondrial E3 ubiquitin protein ligase 1a. Bases 256 to 1329 code for a protein of 357 amino acids. The transcript is spliced from 6 exons. The record is from RefSeq and is a predicted model, not a curated record. Lineage: Eukaryota; Metazoa; Chordata; Actinopteri; Perciformes; Eleginopidae. Gene Ontology annotation, biological process: protein ubiquitination; organelle organization. Gene Ontology annotation, molecular function: ubiquitin-protein transferase activity.
UUUGUCCUGCCACAGUGUCUGGAGUUUCCCCCACAGUGGGGACGGGGAACCGGGAGCUUUCCUCCGCACACCUCCUGCCAUCUCGGCGGUGUAUCGAGUAGCUCACUAGCGACAGACGGAGAGACGUCGCAAUGAACACCUCAUCACGCAACGUUCAUCACGUAGGGUCACGUGACGUAGAAAACAGGACAGCCGAAAAUGUCAAGCUAGGACUUCAAUUUUCUGACAGGUCUGCAGUGAGGAGUCUCAGAGGGAAUGGAUGGGUUUCCUGUGAAGGUCUCAGAGGCAGUGUGCCUCGGGGCCAGCCUUGCCCUCUCAGGCAUCUGCUACUAUCUCUACAAGAAGAGCCGGACAACACUGAAUAAACUCGAAGAUGCUCCUCACUUCACUAUAGAUGGAAAACUCAAAGACAUUUUGAAAGUUACUCCAGGAGCAUGUCUACAGUAUGCUGUCAUCGAAGGUGCUGUGCAACCAGUAGGCGAGCCUCUGACCAGCUCCUUCCAAAAAGAACUUUUUGGAGUGUUGCAGAAGUUCAUGCUGAGAGAACACAGGCUCGUGUGGAACAGCCUUUCACGCACUUGGACGGACAGUGAACGGGUCUUGCACCAGAGAGUGAAUGCAGUGCCCUUUGUAUUAGUGGGGUCAAAUGAUACAGCCGUCCGAGUGCUGUGCCCUCUGCAGGCCUCAGGUGUGUACAUGGAGACCACCCACGAGAAGUUUCACCAGGUUAACUAUGGCUUCAGCGACAUCAUUGGACAAUACCUCAGUGGGGAGAAGCUUAAAGGGCAACUGGAGACAGAAGAAAUGCUCAAAGUGGGCACAACUCUUACCGGAGUGGGUGAGCUGAUACUGGAAACUGAUGGCACCCUGAAUCUCCGACCCCCCACUAAUGGCUCAGAGUAUUUUUUGAGCAUUACGGACUUUGACACCCUGCUGGGAGAGCAAGAGAGCACGGCUGGCUGGUGGAAGGGGCUCGCCAUCGCCUCUGCUGUGGCAGGGGCAGUGGUCCUUGUCUGGUUGGGCCGUCGCUACUAUAAUCAAUUAAGAGCACACUGGGAGAGGGAGAAGGAGAGGAGGGAAUUUGAAAGACUGCGGGCUGAAAACCCAAGAGCACGUGCUCCAGUAGCCGGCCAUGAGGCCCUCCAAGACGAGGAAGAGGAACACUUAGAGAAUGCUUGUGUGAUCUGCCUUACUCAGCCACGGAACUGUAUUCUGCUGGACUGUGGGCACGUGUGCUGCUGCUACAGCUGCUACCAGGCUCUUCCCCAGCGCCGGUGCCCUAUUUGUAGACAGAGCAUCAGCAGGGUGGUGCCUCUCUACCAUGUCUGAGGCAACUGUGUCACAUGACCUCAGUGGAGCUUCACCACCACACAAACUGUCAGCUUAACACCUUUAAGUGCUGCGAUUAGACCUGAAAACGAACGGUAACGCUUUGAAAUUCAUAUUACUGUGAGAAUAAUGUAACGAUCAUAUUGUAUGUAAUAAAAAAGGUGAAUUGUAAGGACUUUCAGUUAGUUAUCUUUAAUUGUAAAUACAGAAACAAAUGUGAUGGGGGUGGGGGGUGUAAGCAGUAGAUGUUUAUUUUCCUACAUAAUUGUUCUGUGCCUUAUUCUGGUAAUUUAUAUGGUGGCUGCUGUCUAAAGAGCAAUUGAAGUACAUUUGUCUGGAUAAAUUGAGUCUGGUCAGAAGAAGUAAGCUUGUGUUUUAACAGCUUUGAGUCACAUUUUAGAAGUCCACAUAUAUUUGGUGCCAGGACAAAGCUUAUGACUUAAUUAUGAAAGAAGGAAGUGUGUAAAAUGGUGGCUUUUGAAACAUAUUUAAUAAAGAAUCACUCAAUCUG